AUGAGUCUAAACGGCCCUCUCUCAGAGGCCGAUGAGUCAAAGAUCGUCGAUACUACCUCGACCAUGACUUCGACUCUGUUGGCCUCAAGUCAAGAUGAAACUCACAAUGAGAAUGCUGGCUUUGGUGAAGUUGGCAAUGUAGUCGGGGAUGAUAACAAGCCAGCUGCGCAAGGAGUUGCUAGAUUUGUCGACGACAUCGAGACUCUAAAGAAGAAGAUUCUCGAACUCGAACAGCAGGCCAAAGCCGCUUCAUCGACAAAUCUUGAACAAGAAAAUUCGCCAUCAGAAACAGAAAUUGAAAGAGAACAGUACAAACGAAUGGAAGAUUGCCUUUAUAAGCACCGAAAGGAGUGGGAGGUGAAUGCAGGGCCUGGAGGAUGGAACCUAUGGUCAUUCAACGACUAUUUUAGGAACGGAAGAUCUGAUCGUCGCUGGGAACUAAGCAACGAUGAAGUUUACGAACGGCCAAAUCCUUUUAAUCCAUCUCAUAGCUGCGUGGAUUUAAAAGAUACUGUGAAUGCUGAUGCGAAGGCUGAUGCCUAUGAGGAGUUUGACCGCGAAAUCGAUUAUGGCCACCGCCGUGAGCGGCUGCGUAAGAACUUUGAAUGGGACAUGGACCGCCUCUACCUAGCAGAAGAGUCCGAAAAACGAAAGAAACAUAAAGUUCCGCUAGACGACAAACUUGAGGAUACUGAGAAAGCUGAGCCCGACAAAGACAAAGAGCGGGUUUUUGCAGAGCCGAAGCUCACUCGGGUGAGCUGGGCGGCUUUCAAAGCCAUGGAAUCAAUGAUUGAGGAGGAAUCAUGCGCCAUUGAUAUUCUCAUAGGCGACCCUAUUGUCGAUGAUGAUGCCAGAGAUUACCGGCGGUGGUAUGGCUUUGGUAAUCGCCGAAAGCGUAAGACGGAGGUUGUUUUGGAUGGCAAGAUGCACGAAACAAAUGAAAAUCGCCAAGGAGCUCUUCCUGAGAGAAUACGAAUCCACUCGACUAUCCUUCGUCAUAUUCUCGCUCAAAUUCUCUCAUCGAACGCGAAUGAGGCAUUGACUAACUCAGGCUAUCUUUCGAUAGUCUUUGUUAGGCCUUUCAAAGCCCUCUUCUAUUGCAAGCCCGCGCUGUUAGACUGGUACGCCGAGCUCUCGCAGAAACUAAAGGAAAAGCAGAACAAACCAAGUGUCACCAAUGUGCCGGAUACCGAGGGUGACUCAAGUCUAACACAGGCUGUAGAGGAUUCUAAAGACGAAAAGCCACCUGCCGAAGAACCUACGGCUGUAAAGCCAGUGGAACCGACUGAAGACAAAAGCGAGCUUGAUACGAAGGAAGAAGUGACAGCGAAAGAAGAGAAAGUGGAAAAUAAAGAAGCAGAAGAAAAAGGAGCAGAAGAAGAGAAGGUAGAAGAGGAGAAAUCGGGAGAAGAAAAGGUGGAAGAAAAGAAGGCAGAAGAUGAAGAAGAUGAAGAGACAAAGCUUGAUAACUUCACAAAGUCAGCAGCUGCACUGGAGCAUAUAAGUUGCCUUAUUGACUUUAUCGACUCUGACGUUUCCUUGCGAGUUUCGCAUCUCGGGGACCCUGAAUGCCGCAAAGUAUUCUUUUCGGAUCUCUGGUUACUUUUCCGGCCUGGAAUGGAAGUUAUCGGAAGCGAUGGCAAGCAGGUAUACAGAGUCAUCGGCGUCACCAGCGCAAAACACCGAGUUGCGGCACCUUGGGAGAGGUGGUACAACAACAUUACGGAUGACAAGCGCAAAGCGUCACCCUUUAGCAUCACCUGUAUCUACAUCGACUUUGACGGAAAGAAUAUUGGUCCAGUAACCAAAAUCUUUGACUUCAAGAGGUUCGAUGGCGAGAAGGAUAUUACUUUACUUGAAGUUUAUCCUCUUCGCUUUCACCCUGUCAAGCAAUCCGACCUCGAUGAUUCGCUGUGGUCAGAAGAUGAAAGUCUAUCACAGUUUCAGAAACACAGACGAAUGCUGAUACGACGGGGAGCCAUGUUUCUUGAAGUUGCCGCCGUCAAGCAUAUGUACUACGCUGGGCCGACGCUGGAAGUACGCGAUGAUGUCGAAGGGCAAGUGGUUAUCGAUUUCGAAACGGCCUUUUCUGUGGAAGAUGAAAGCCAGAAGCAGUGGAAGCCAAUCUUGCAGCCCCUCAUUGGAAACCCUCCGGCGGACGAUGACGAUGAUACAGCCGAUGCUCGUUGUCGCGGCCGCUGCUGCGAGGGCGACAUGGUAUACGACGACACGCAUAUAGACGAACAGCAGAAGACAGAAUACCUCAAUAGUCUUUUACCUAGGAUAACAGCUUUGAACGAACAGCCUUCUAUUGCCGUUUUCCCACGGUCCUUGAAAGAGUUGAGAGCGGCUGGGUCUGAAAACGGCCCUUAUGUUACAGACGAGGAAUUAGUUAUCAUGUCGUAUCGUGUGUUUGGCUUUGUGCUACGCAACCGAAAAUGGGCUAAAUUGGAUCUUACGUACAUGACGGCUGUACAUGCGCCAGAGGCGUCGGCCGUGUUGGCCGAUGAGAGAGCACGCAAUAGUAACGACAAUAAGAAGCCUAAAACCGCUUUUGAUCGUCUUGUUAUCGAGAAAGAGCACAGGUCCAUGAUAGUGUCACUAGUUGCCCAGCAUUUCCGAGACAAAAAGUCAUCAAGUGGACAACAACAGCAGUUUGACAUUGUCAAAGGCAAAGGAAAGGGAUUAAUUUUGCUUCUUCAUGGUGCGCCCGGAGUGGGUAAAACGUCGACUGCUGAGGGAAUAGCAGAACUCUUCAAGAAACCGCUGUUUCAAAUUACGUGCGGUGAUCUCGGCACAACUGCAGCGGAAGUCGAAAAGGCUCUAGAAACAAAUUUUGCACUGGCAAAUCGAUGGGACUGUAUUCUUCUUCUCGACGAGGCGGAUGUAUUUUUGGCUGCGAGGACGAAAGAAGACUUUGUGCGGAAUGGACUUGUAGCAGUUUUCUUGCGUGUUAUGGAGUAUUACGCUGGAAUCCUCUUUUUGACCACCAAUCGUGUUGGAGACUUUGACGAAGCCUUUACCUCUCGAAUCCACAUCAGCUUAUACUACCCAGAGUUGGAUGCUGGCAAAACUCUUGAAGUCUUCGACAACAACUUGGCCAUGAUUGAAGACAGAUUCGCGAAGAAAAACCGACUCAUUAACAUUGAGAACACAAAGAUUCGCGGCUUCGCUGCCACUCAUUUCCUCCAGCACAAGGAAGCUCGCUGGAAUGGCCGGCAGAUUCGCAAUGCUUGCCAGACAGCACUAGCCCUAGCCGAGUAUGAAGCUCAGGGCAACAGUCAUGAGGCUAUCCUGAAGCCCGAUGCUCUCGUUAAUCUCAACGAAAGACAUUUCGAAAUUGUACAGAACGCGUAUCUCGAGUUUGCCGAUUACAUGAACAAGCUAUAUGGUAUUGGCGCAGCACAACGGGCCAAGGAAGGUCGACUACGAGCUGUCUGGAUCGACGAGAACAACAAUAUUGUAGACACUUCUGGGGCAAACAAGAGAGGACAAGACAAGAAGAAGGUCUUUCUCAACUCAACACAAGCGCAACUGCCACAGCAACAGACGUUUGUGCAGAAUUCGUCGCCACAGCCACAUCAAUACAUUCUACAACAACCUCAGUACUCUCAAAAUUUCCAACAGCAUCAAGAUUUACAGCAGCAGCAGCAACAUCAGCAGCAACUGUUUCAGCAAUAUGGCAUGCCACAGCAGCAAUUCCAGCACCAGAAUAUUGUUUCUCCACAGCCUGUUUACCCGAAUUCCAAUCAUAUGCAGAUGCAGAUGCAGAUGCCGAACAUUCCCAUCAACCAGCAGCAAUGGAAUAAUAGAGUCGACCCUACAAGUAGCGCUCCGUUCCAGAGUCCUACGUUGGUGCAGGACCCCAUGCAGAUUCCACGGUCCAUAGCACAACAACCGCCUUUGUCGCUAUCGCCACCUGCAGUCCAGCAGCCGCAGCAGCAAUCAAUUGCACAACAACUUGGCCAAGGCAUCCAGAGCAUGUAUACAGCAUCAUCUACCCAAUAA
Molecule: messenger RNA, 4008 nt
Organism: Trichoderma breve
Lineage: Eukaryota; Fungi; Ascomycota; Sordariomycetes; Hypocreales; Hypocreaceae
Product: ATPase family associated with various cellular activities (AAA) domain-containing protein
Exons: 6
Coding region: 1-4008 (1335 amino acids)
Molecular function (GO): ATP hydrolysis activity; ATP binding
Source: RefSeq, a predicted model, not a curated record